GAUAAACGCGAUUGCUUGGAAUCUCAGUUUCUUAUUAGACCAUUGAUAAAUACAAACAAAAGUUUUGUCUGCAACACAAAAUUCGUAAUAAAAGUGUUAAAAUGAAUAUUAAUUUACCCAAUUUCAAUGUUAAAAAUCUCGUUAAGGAGGCGGGCAGUACAAUAUCUCGUGUUGUGCAGCUGACAGAGGAGAAACUUGGCACCACCGAGCGUACCGAAUACGAUUUACACUUCCAGAAUCUAGCGGAACGUGCCGAUGUGACCAAAACAUGGACAGAGAAAAUCGUCCGAGAUACCGAAUCGGUGUUAAUUCCAAAUCCACAGAAUCGUGUCGAAGACUUCAUAUUUGAAAAGAUUGAAAAAUCGAAGCCAAAACGUCUCAGCAACCUGGAGCAUCUGGCCCUGGACAUGAUCGAAGCAGGCGGAGAUUUCGGGCAGGAUAUGCCCUAUGGUCAAGCCCUCAUUAAAGUUGGUCAAGCAGAACAAAAGGUGGGACAGUGUGAGCAUGAUUUCAUUGCCACUUCAGGCAUUUGUUUUACGCAACCGUUGCGCAAAUUCCUCGAUGGAGAAAUGAAAACCAUAAGCAAAGAGCGUGGCAUUCUGGAGACGAAGCGUUUGGAUCUGGAUGCGUGUAAGAACCGUGUGAAGAAGGCACGCAGCAUGCUUGGACAGCAGUCGAAAGAUGGCAUCUCGCCAGAAGCUGUCUUGGAACAGGCGGAACGGGAUCUUCGUGUGGCCCAAGCCGAGUUUGAUCGCCAAUCGGAGAUAACCAAGUUGCUGCUGGACGGCAUUAGUACAUCGCAGGCCUCCCAUCUGCGUCAUUUGCAUGCAUUCAUACAGACUCAGGUGCGCUACUAUAAACAAUGCGGCGAUGUCAUGGAUCAACUGCAACGCGAUUUGGCCAAAAUGCAGCCCGCCAAGCCACGCCUGCGCAUAAAUAGCGAAGAUGUCGAUGGGCCUCCCAGCAUAGUGUCGGCUCAUUCAUUUGACUCUGAUUGCGAUAGCAAUUGCACUGCACUAGCACUUGCUCUAGAUGCAACGAGUAAUGAUAUUGAGGCUGGUUAUACUAGCAUUCAUAUUGGUCAGAACAAGGCGCUGACGCAUCUGUUGGAAGACUUUGAGAUCGAAUUCGAUACGAGCGCCAUAACAACAGUCAUCUUUGUCACCGAAUGCUCACCGGUCAACGAGGAUUACAUGUAUGGUAAGCAGGGUCUGAUGAAGGGCUUGGUGCCCCGCGCAUUUGUGGAAAUGCUCGACGAGGAGCAAGAGGUUCCACUCUAAGGUAACUCAUAAGGCCGAACAAACAACUGAUAAGACACAGCCAGUGGCAAUUUAAACUCAAGCUAACAUUGAAUAUACAUAUAUACGGCAUACGCGAAAAGAUAUUAAUGCGAAUUACUCAUACACAUUUAGAUGAUGAAGGCAAUUAAUUGGACAAUUACAAUUACAUUAUUCAUACAUACAUAAUACAUAUGCAAGAGAGUACAAUAAUUUAUCAGAAUAUACAUAUACAAUAUACAACAUACCUAUAUUAUAUUAGCUUAGUCCAUGUCGUUCAAUCAGUGUGCCUCUAGUAACCCAAGCAUUCCAAACAAAACGUAAAUAAAAACCAACUCCUGCAUAGAACUUCCUAUCUAGUUCUCUUGCUCAUUGCUCAGCUUUUAAUGGCCAGCAAAGGUCAAAUAUAUACAUACAUAUAUAAUGCUAAUAUCAAGAAGAAUCUCUGCAAUGCAAUUGUUUUUAUAAUUCCUUGAAACUCAAUUACUUACAAAUUAAUUACUAUACAAAAAAAAUCUCAAAUAUUGUUACUUGUAAACUUAUCUUUAUAUAAUGCAAAAAUGUUUACAGAAUAUCCCAAGUUUUAUAAUUGUUGCUAAAAAUAAUCUAAUCUACAAGAAAAGCCUUUUAUUCUUAUUAUUCCUAAGCCUAAUCUCACAUUGAACAAAGUAUUAUAUUUUAUGUUAUUUUGUUAAUUGUUUACGGUUAGUUAUAUUUAAAUAUACAUUUAUGAGAUUGUUAAUUCUAUAUACUAGUAUUUGUCUAUUUAUCAACUCGGUAUUUAAAGUGUCGCAUUUCAUCUCACAUUUACUUAAGUUACACUAUUUAAUACUCAUUAACGCACUUCCAUUUAAAAGAUUUGCAACUCCUUGUUUUGGUGCAAUUUCCCAAGUCAAUUACGUAUUGCUUGUAAGGUUUGAAAACAAAAAUCCCCCCAAUUGAAUAUUGAAAAAAGACAACACCAAACAAAAGCCAUGCCAAUCCAGACUUUAAGCGUAAUCAAAGCAAUGAAAAUAAAAUUUAAAUAAAAACGUACAAUAAAAAGGCAUAGGCGAGCGAAUUAAACAACGAUCUUUAGGUUUUCAACGUUGAAAUGCGAAUAGAAAAGAUUUUAAAACUAUGUAAAGCAAAUGUAUCAAAUAUUAAAUAACACACAUAUAAAUAAUUGAAAUACAAUAAAAUGUUUACAAAAAUUCA
Drosophila albomicans is the source of this 2474-nucleotide messenger RNA. RefSeq names its product endophilin-B1 (gene EndoB). The transcript is spliced from 7 exons. Gene Ontology annotation, cellular component: cytoplasm; membrane. Gene Ontology annotation, molecular function: protein binding. NCBI's taxonomy places the organism in Eukaryota, Metazoa, Arthropoda, Insecta, Diptera, Drosophilidae. Bases 102 to 1280 code for a protein of 392 amino acids. The record is from RefSeq and is a predicted model, not a curated record. Gene Ontology annotation, biological process: membrane organization.